Messenger RNA from Corticium candelabrum, 1661 nucleotides. RefSeq names its product keratin-associated protein 10-11-like. Lineage: Eukaryota; Metazoa; Porifera; Homoscleromorpha; Homosclerophorida; Plakinidae. Bases 110 to 1351 code for a protein of 413 amino acids. The record is from RefSeq and is a predicted model, not a curated record. The transcript has a single exon.
AGACUCGAACUCACGGCAAUGAGGUCUAACUUUAGCACGUGUCUGUUAAGUGUUGCCUGCCUGUCUUGUCUGUCUGUCUGCUUGUUCAAUCGUUUCUCUGUCUGUUUGUAUGUCCAUUCAUCUGUCUAUGUGUCUGUCUGUUCUGUCUGUUUGUACUUACAUUCAUUUAUCUGUUUAUCUGUUUGUCUGUUUGUGUAUGUCCAUUCAUCUGUCUGUCUGUCUGUCUGUCUGUCAGUCCAUCCAUCUAUUCUGUCUCAGACGUCUGUACAUUUGUCUGUCUGUCUGUCUGUCUGUACAUUUGUUUGUCUGUCUGUCUAUUUGUCUGUCUGUCUGUCUGUCUGGCUAUCUGUUUGCCUGUCUGUUCAUCUGUUCUGUACAUUCAUUUGUCUGCCUGUCUGUCUGUCUGUCUGUUUGUAUGUCUAUUCAUCUGUCUGUCUGUCUGUUCUGUCUGUUGUACUUACAUUCAUUUAUCUGUUUGUCUGUUUGUGUAUGUCCAUUCAUCUAUCUGUCUGUCUGUCCAUCCAUCUGUUCUGUCUGUCUGUCCAUCCAUCUAUUCUGUCUGUCUGUCCAUCCAUCUAUUCUGUCUGUCUGCACAUUUGUUUGUCUGUCUGUCUGUCUGUACAUUUGUUUGUGUGUCUGUCUGUCUGUCUGUCUUUCUGUCUGUUCAAUACAUAUAUUUUCAACAUUGAAAUCUACAAUCAACACGACUAAGCAACUCUACUGUUCCAAUCGCACAAAUCUCUACCAAACUAAAACUCUUCUGUCUGUCUGUCUGGCUAUUUGUUUGCCUGUCUGUCCAUCUGUUCUGUACAUUCAUUUGUCUGUCUGUCUGUCUGUCUGUUUGUAUGUCUAUUCAUCUGUCUGUCUGUCUGUCUGUCCAUCCAUCAGUUCUGUAUGUCUGUACAUUUGUUUGUUUGUCUGUCUGUCUGUCUGUUUGUCUGCCUAUCUGUUUGCCUGUCUGUCCAUCUGUUCUGUACAUUUAGUUGUCUGUCUGUCUGUCUGUCUGUCUGUCUGUUUGUAUGUCUAUUCAUCUCAUCUGUCUGUCUGUCUGUCUGUCUGUCUGUUUGUCUGCCUAUCUGUUUGCCUGUCUGUCCAUCUGUUCUGUACAUUUAGUUGUCUGUCUGUCUGUCUGUCUGUCUGUCUGUUUGUAUGUCUAUUCAUCUCAUCUGUCCAUAUUUAUUUGUCUGUCUGUUUGUCUGUCAAUGGUCUGUCUGUUCAUAUCUGUCUAUCUGUCUGUCUGUCUGUCUGUCUGUCUGUCUGUCUGUCUGUCUGUCUUUUAUUCAAUAGAACAAAGUACGUACAGAUGGAGGCUAAAUCCUCUACAACACAAUGUCCUCAUCAGUCCAAUUAACUACACACGUGCUUGCUCCUUUACUAAAAAAAAAGUAAAGGCCAAAUGGCCUUGGAAAAACACAAAUUAACUAGCAUCAUCUAAAAGUCUCUCCACUUUCCUGUAGAUGACUCGAGCAUUGGCUUUUUGUAGCUGAAUGGACAUGCGCUCCCUCCAAUGUGUCUUGAAUGAGGAGGCAUUUGUUGUUCCAUAGGCAUCCGUUGAUCUACUUGACAAAUGCUGUAGGUACAUUUCUGCUUGUUGUCCCCAUCGACCAAAAUGUUCCAAGACUAGUGGGACUGCUGUCACUGUUUCCUUACCAAGAAGUCGU